This is a messenger RNA of Chenopodium quinoa (quinoa), 2184 nucleotides long. RefSeq lists its product as uncharacterized. Gene Ontology annotation, molecular function: DNA binding; protein dimerization activity. The record is from RefSeq and is a predicted model, not a curated record. NCBI's taxonomy places the organism in Eukaryota, Viridiplantae, Streptophyta, Magnoliopsida, Caryophyllales, Amaranthaceae. The transcript is spliced from 6 exons. The coding region runs from base 1 to 2184 and encodes 727 amino acids.
AUGGCUCCAAGAGACGAAGAUAUUGGUUGGAGUUUUGGGGAACCCGUUGAUGGAAGUAAGCGUAAAAUAAGAUGCAAAUUUUGUCACAAAAUAAUUAAUGGGGGUAUAACAAGAUUAAAGCAACAUUUAGCUCAUAAAACUGGUGAUGUAGCGGCAUGUGAGAAAGUGUCCGUGGAAGUUAAAAGAGACAUGAUGGGGCUUCUAAUGGAGUUUAAAGAUAAAAAAAAGGGAAAAAAUCGAAUGGAUAGAGAAUUUGAAGAAAAUUUAAUCAAAUCAAUGAGUCGUCCAAUCGAUGAUGAUGAGGAGGAAGAUCUUAAAUUGGCAUACGCGAUGCGACAAAUUGGAGUUGGGAGAGGAAGAGGGAGAAACAUACCAAUUGAAGUACCAUCAAAUGCAGCUGCAAGAUUAAGGGCACGUGAAAUUAAAUUGGAAAAGGAUUGUCAAAAGAAAAAACAAACAAAAAUUAACACUUCAUUUAUGAAUAAGGCAAAAAAGUCCAUCAUUAAAGCAUUUGGUAAUUUUAUGAUUGAUACUAAUUUACCAUUUAAGGCAAUCGAGUCCCCUUACACUAAUCCACUGAUGGAUACUAUACGAGAGUGUCCAGAUGUUCGAGCUCCUUCGGCUUAUGAAUUAGCUCGGGUAUAUCUACCAGAAGAAUGUAAAGAGAUGAAGAAUUACAUCAACUCCUUUGAACCGGUGUGGAAUGAAAGAGGUGUAACAAUAAUGUGUGAUGGUUGGUCAGGGCCAACAAACAUGCACAUUAUUAACUUUCUUGUGUACUCGGUUCGUGGCACUGUUUUUCACAAAUCAAUUGAUGCCACAGAUGUGUAUUGUAGAGACACAAACUACUACUAUAGUUUGAUGGAGAAGGUAGUACAAGAGAUAGGGGAAGAGAAAGUUGUUCAAAUAGUGACAGAUAAUGAAGCUUCAGUCAAAGCUGCAGGAAAGAAACUAAUGGACAGAUUCCCACAUUUGUACUGGACAGCUUGUACAGCUCAUUGUUUGGAUCUUCUUUUGGAAGAUAUUGGGAAGAAAAGUUCAAUAAAAUCUGUUAUAGAAAGAGCAAGAAAAGUCUCCCAAUUCAUCUACAAGUAUAAAUGGGCAGUUGAUUAUAUGAAGAAGUUUACUGGGGGUAGAGAUCUGACACGACCAGGAAUCACACGAUUUGCAACGCAAUUCAUAAUGUUGGAAAGUGUUGUGAGACAUAAGACUGCCUUGCAAGAAAUGUUUGAUUCUAGUACUUGGGUGACUUCAAGAUUCGGUCAAAUGAAUGACGCAUUGGCUGUGGAAGUUCGUGAAACGUUGUCUAAACAUCCUUCCACUGAAGUUGCCAAAUUUUGGGAAAAGGCUGAUGAAAUAAUAAAAAUACAAGAGCCCAUCAUAAAAGUAUUGAAGCUUGUUGAUGGAGAUCUAAAACCAACAGUGGGUUUUAUAUAUGAGGCAAUGGAGCGUUGUAAGCUGGCAAUUCAAAAGAAUUGUACAUAUUACAAGAAUUAUUGGAAGAUGAUAGACAAAAGAUGGAAUUGCCAAUUACAUACGGAUUUACAUGCAGCAGGAUGUUUCUUAAACCCUCAAUACAUGUACGGAGAAAAUGACAUUGGAAAUGACCAUGAGUUGUUAGUAGGGAUUUACAUGUAUCGGGAUAAGGCUGAAAGUUUUGGCAAUAGCUCGGCACAAAGGGAAAUACAUCAAAUGGACCCAGCUAUGUGGUGGAUGACGUAUGGAGAUAGCGCACCCGAAUUAAGGAAAAUUGUUGUGAGAGUAUUAAGUCAAACCACAUCAUCAUCAAACUGCGAGAGAAACUGGAGCAUGUGGAGUUUGGUUCAUACUAAAACGAGAAAUCGAUUGAAGUAUGGUAGGCUCCAUCAAAUCGUCUACCUUCGAUACAACAUGAAGUUAAAAUUGAGACAUAUGAGGAGGCAUGGUGCCGAUGAGCUGAAAACCACUUAUGAUCCAAUUAAUUUAGAUUACAUAUUUGAUGUUGACGAUCCUUUAAACGAAUGGUUGGAGGAAUCAAAAGCUCCACUUUUCGAAGGAGAUGAACUCAGUUGGUUAGAUUAUGAUGAUGGUAGAGAAGGUGGCGACGGAGGUGGUGGAAGUCGAACUGGCAACACUGUUCGAUGUUCCUCUAGUCAUCAAAUCUUUGAGCAAAGUCGACAAAGUGCUGGUAACAAUCUGCUUUGA